This is a messenger RNA of Pieris macdunnoughi, 5433 nucleotides long. Lineage: Eukaryota; Metazoa; Arthropoda; Insecta; Lepidoptera; Pieridae. The record is from the annotation of a GenBank genome assembly.
AUGUCUCGAAUGUUGUUGCGGUUCUACCAAGUUCGCAUCGGUUUACGAGUCUCGCCGAAAGUACCGGUGCAGAUUGAAGCUACUGUAUCGAGCGGCAAUGGAGCGGCGAGGACGGGGAGGCCGGCAGCUGCCGCCUCUCUCAUUGGAGGCCUGGCUGCCUCUAGAACCUUCCAGAUUAUGUACAGAAAUGAAGAGAUCACUUUGCGGGACAUUGUACACUUCAGAGCGCAUUUGCUAGUUGACAGUCGCAAUCUGAAGGAGUCUCUAGAGAGAGCAGAAUGGAGCCUCGGAGUGGAGUUGUGGUGCAGCGAAGGUGUCCAGUCCAGCACUUUAGCACCAGUCUCCUGCCGCGUGCUGAAACUCCACUUCCAACCUUCGAACGGCUUGCAUUAUCAUUUACCUGUGCUGUUCGACUAUUUCCACCUGUCAGCUAUCUCUAUCACCAUCCAUGCAAGCCUGGUCGCGUUGCAUCAACCUUAUAUAAAGAAAAGCAUCAUGCAUUAUGUUCAAAGUUGUACGCCACGCUCCAGCAAACAAUGGGGUAAACUGAUGAAAAACGCAGGAGCAAGCUUCAACGCUUCUGGAAGCUUUGAAAACAUUCUUUUCGGUUCUGGUGGGAAAUGUGCUGGUGGGAAUUCGAGCAAAAUUGCACAUGCCAGACAAGUGCAUGCCGAAGUUUGUGGCAUACUUCUUGGAUCAUUAGAAGGCUUGCAGAGUGCGUUAGCUGUGUGUGGUUCCACCGGAGUAACGUUAACUCCUGAUGAAUCAUCUAACUCCAUUGUCGACGAAGUCGCUCAAAGAAUGACAGAUAACGGCGAUCUUUGUAAGAAAUCAGAUGCUGGACAAGAAGAAGAAUGGGCGACGGGGGCAGCACAUGACAUAGCGAGGUUAUGUGCUGAGGUAACGCUUAGAUGGCGUGCAUUCUUACACCAUACCUCCGAUAGACCACACGUGCAUCAUGCGCUAGCUGCUAGACAUCACGCUCUUCGUAUCAAGCGAUUCGCCGAGUGCUUCUUUGUGCUAGACAAUCCGCGGCACUCACUAGCAGGUUGCUACGAUAGUAAUUAUCAGUCAUAUCAAAGUGUAGGCGAUAUGGCGCGAAGAUCCCGAUAUCUAGCCCUGCUUCCACCUUUGCCUGUACAUUGCAUAGCAUUAGAUGGCGACCCACAUAUAAUGCCCAUAAUUUUUGAAGACCGAUAUCAAGACACAGCAGAAUUUGCUAGACGGCGAUCUUUCUUGAACUCUAGUGCAAGUAAAUCAGGCAGUGAUCCAUUUUUAUGCUCCGAAUCGGUGGGAGAAGAUUGUGCCUGCAGCGUUAGCUCCAUGAUGGAUUCAAGGAGGCCUUCAUCUGAAGCGUCAAGAGUGACGUUGACACUACCGAAAAAUAUGGAUGUGUUAGAACCACAAUAUACUACUGGGAAGGCAUCUUCCAACGUCGUACAAGCAACGCUAACUUUGGCUCCUCAAAAAUCUGCACGUGGUUCACCCAAAAGAACUGUAGUAAAACAAAGCGUAGUAGAACCUACAAAACCCCACAAUAAAAAUCUAGAAAUAACAGGGCGAAACCGAUACAUAGUUCAAAAUAAUAAAAUCACUGAAAUUCAAUUGCCACCAAAUAAUGCUUUUUCUUCUUGCUCGAUCCAACAAGGGCAACAAUUAUCAAGAUAUUCCGCUUCAACUCUAUUAGACAUUACUGGUGCAAAAAACGCAAAUACGCGUGUGGGCAAAGAUAAAUCAGAUCGGAAUGAAGUGCUCGGUCAAAAGCACGAAAUAACAAGUGGAGUUAGCACUUUGCCUGCGAGACACAGUAAAUCGUUGGAUCAACUACGAAUAUCACAAAAUAUGACUCCACUAAGCGUUCAGACAUUGACUAAGAAUGUUAGAAAUAACUCGAAUGCAUCAGUCAAUUAUCCUAAGACGUACGCAAUCCCGCAGCAACCAAAACCAACCACACUUCCUAGAAGUGUAACUACUACUUCAUAUCCUACUAGUACAACCACAAGAUGUGCUUCUAAAGGUGACGACUAUAGAAGAAAUAUUAGUGAAUUCCGAGAAAAAUACAAAAACCCAUGUACGCUCAACAACCAUGGCGGCAACAACGAUGUAUUUCAUAGCGUAGAAUAUAAUUAUAAUGGAGCGAUCAAGUCGAAUUCAAACCAAAUUUACGGUUAUGCUUUCGGUAAUCAGGGUACAAUGCAAGUUAGUAAUAGUAUUCGUAAUCCGCUAGAAUUUCAAAGAGGCUAUUCUGUAAAUUUACCCCGUCCUAUGUUGCCUCCGCGUAGUUCUUUUCCACCGCUAAGUGGUAAAAUUCAAGUGACUGAUCAAAGUAACUUAGUAUCAAGUAAGCAUGUUCAUAGAUCUAAUUCUACGCAUGUGUUUCAGCAAAAUGUAGACACUCAACAUAUAGAUAUUGAAGCAGCACGAAAUCAACUAAGACACGAACUCAAUUACUAUUUACAAAAAGGUGAUUGGAGCUAUGAUUUUACCACGGGAAGUCUUAUUCACAACUAUCAUAAAAAAUCUAGUAAAAGCAGUGACGAUAGUGGGUUUGUGAUGACUUUAGAUAGAAGUAGUGAUGGUACAUCCAAAUCAACAUAUUCAAAAACUCCACCAUCAACUCCACAUUCAACUAUGGCCUCGGUCAGACAAAAAAGAAGUCGCUCAAAGGAAUCGAAACCAAAUCAGGCAGGCAAAGAAACUACAAAAAUAAACUCUAGUCGUGAUUCGUUAAGCAGUCACCAUUCUAUAAGAUCAAGAGAUAGUAAAUCAGAUCGCCAUACAUCUAAAUCAGAUCGAAGCACUCCGAAGUCCGAUAGAGCUACUCCAAAAUCAGGUAAAGCAACACCUAAGUCUGGUGGAAUUACUCCGCGGUCUGGUUUAGCAACGCCCAAAUCAGGCAGGGCUACUCCGAAGUCUGGUUUAGCAACACCAAGGAGUGGAAGGUCAAGUGGAAAACCUGAUAAACGCUCCAAACAUAAACCUUCAGAGAAAAUGAGUCAACUUAUGUCGGAAGCUGCAUCUUCGUCGAGUGACGAGAGUAUACCAUUUGAAUUAAGACGUUUAGAAUCCUCAGCCAGCGUUCCCUACAGCCUAGAUCAUGGCAAUGAAUUAAGACAUUGUAGAAGUGCAGCAUCCGUCUUAGAUGAACCAAAUUUGAAUAAUACGUUUGGGUCUGAAUCACUUCCUAACUUAGCACCACCACCUGCUGCAUUUGAUUCACCACCCUUAGAUAUCACAGAUAAAGAUUUUAAGAUAUUGCCUCCAGAGAAUUUUCUUAAUAAAGAAGAUAAAGUGAGCUCGAGUUCUACUUCAAGCUUAAGUGAACAAAGCGGAUGGGUCUCAAGCGGAAGAAGUUCGGUUCCAUCAUCUCCGGAUAAUGGUAGUAGUGUAAACCAGAACGUUGCACCGCCUAGAAACCGAGUAAAUCCAAAAGAAAGUAAUAAAAUUUAUGAAACUCCCACUGAGGCCAGAAAACGAGAUAGUGAGAAAUUAAGAGACUUUAAAAGAAGUGUCCUCAAUGGCGAACAACUAAGAGAAAGAUUAAUGAAAUUAGCAGUAAAAGUUGAAGAUAAUGAUCCAGAGGGUAAAAUAGAGUGCUGUGAUAAAGAAGUAUGUGAGGAGUGUACAAUUUGUAGUGAUUCAAUAUGCACCGAUAGUCAGUGUGAAUAUAAUAAGGUAAUGCAAAGUAAUGGAAUUGAUACAGGCUGUACAUCUGAUACCUGUCCUGCCGCUUGCAAGCAGUGUUCAGAAGUAAGCCUUAAAGUUAAUCAACGACAUAAUUCAUUCAGUGCGAUUCAAGGUAAAUCAUAUGCAUCCACUUCAAAAUCAAGUGAAGGGGCUGUGAAAAAAUCUCAAACAAUUGCAGAUAAUUUACACCCUUAUAACAGAAAGGAGCUUCCUCCAAAGCCUGAACCACAACCAAAAACAUCAAAUACAUUAGAUAAAAAGUUGAGAGACAGGAUACAAUAUACAGAGAAACUAAUUGCAGCUGAAAUCCGAAGUUUGACCGUUGGCCGACCCUGUAAGAAACAUAAAGGUGGUCCAAUUGCAGCAGUCCAAAAGUACCAGGGUAAAGCAAAAUCGGAACUAAAUUUAAGCCACUUUGAAGGAGACAAUGAUUAUGAGCAUUUGCCACCCCCUCAGCAGUUUAGAGAUGCCCCGCCUCCUCCGGACCAAUUUAAGGAUCCUCCGUCAAAAUCGCCAAUGCUCAGCCGUCAAAGCAGUAAGUCGUCCACACCAUCCAAAUCCAAAAAAAUGGAACAGCCACCAAGUCUCCAAUUAGAUAACCCACUAUAUCAUGUUUGUGAAGGCAUAAUAGAGAGGAGAAAGUUACGGCCUCAAAAAUCUUCAAACGUGUCAGCCUCUUCAGCCACAAGCACUCUUAAUAAAAGUCAAAGUACGGGAGAACUUGCUUCGAGAAAUGAAAAUAAUAAAGAGCGUGAAAGCAAUUUAGUGAGUAUAUUCGGCCUCGCGGAAUCGGAAAGACUGUUUGUAAAAUGUAGAGAUGAAUUUAGGCAAAGUGUGAAAUAUCCUGGUGCAAUAUAUUCUGACUUCCCACCGGUCGAGAAUUCCUUGCCAUACUUUCAUAUCAGCGAUGAGUACAGAAUGUUUAACCCAGAAGGUCUUCACAUCAUUGUUUGUGUCCAUGGGUUGGAUGGAAAUGCUGCGGAUCUGCGUUUAGUCAAAACCUACCUAGAGUUAGGUCUGCCAGGAGCCCGAUUGGACUUUCUUAUGUCGGAGCGAAAUCAAGGAGAUACAUUUUCCGAUUUUGAUACAAUGACGGAUAGACUAGUUCAAGAAAUACUUACCCACGUACAGCACGCCGGUGAACCAGCGCGAAUGAGUUUCGUGGGACAUUCCUUAGGCACAAUUAUAAUUCGGUCUGCUCUGGCUAGACCACAAAUGAAACCUUUCCUUGGACGUUUACAUACAUUCCUCUCUCUAAGUGGUCCACACUUGGGCACAUUGUAUAACUCCAGUGGACUUGUUAAUGCAGGUAUGUGGUUUAUGCAAAAGUGGAAGAAGUCUGGCUCGCUUCUUCAACUGUCUCUGCGGGAUGCAUCGGACCCUCGGCGGUCAUUUCUAUAUCGGCUGAGUGAAAGGAGUCAGUUACAUCAUUUCAAGCAUAUCCUGCUGUGUGGAUCUGGACAGGACCGUUACGUACCUUUGCACUCCGCGAGGCUUGAGCUUUGCAAAGCGGCUGCUAAGGACACUUCGUUACUGGGACAAGCUUACAGGGAAAUGGUCCACAACAUGGUAUCACCACUUGCAGCUCGUGCGUCUUCAGUAGCCGUGGUACGGUAUGACGUUCAGCACGCAUUGCCCCACACGGCAAGCGCUUUGGUUGGCAGAGCUGCUCACAUCGCCGCUCUCGAUUCCGACUUAUUUAUAGAAAAGUUCCUUCUAGUCUCAGCCCUUAAAUAUUUCAGAUAA